This is a messenger RNA of Haliotis rufescens (red abalone), 1158 nucleotides long. RefSeq lists its product as uncharacterized. Bases 1 to 1116 code for a protein of 371 amino acids. The transcript has 2 exons. NCBI's taxonomy places the organism in Eukaryota, Metazoa, Mollusca, Gastropoda, Lepetellida, Haliotidae. The record is from RefSeq and is a predicted model, not a curated record.
AUGCUCCAUACACUUGGGUUACACAUACAGCAAAAUGCUACAUACACUUGGGUUACAAAUACAGCACAAUGCUCCAUACACUUGGGUUACACAUACAGCACAAUGCUACAUACACUUGGGUUACACAUACAGCAAAAUGCUACAUACACUUGGGUUACACAUGCAGCACAAUGCUACAUACACUUGGGUUACACAUGCAGCACAAUGCUACAUACACUUGGGUUACACAUACAGCACAAUGCUCCAUACACUUGGGUUACACAUACAGCACAAUGCUACAUACACUUGGGUUACACAUACAGCACAAUGCUACAUACACUUGGGUUACACAUGCAGCACAAUGCUACAUACACUUGGGUUACACAUACAGCACAAUGCUACAUACACUUGGGUUACACAUACAGCACAAUGCUCCAUACACUUGGGUUACACAUACAGCAAAAUGCUACAUACACUUGGGUUACACAUACAGCACAAUGCUACAUACACUUGGGUUACACAUACAGCAAAAUGCUACAUACACUUGGGUUACACAUACAGCACAAUGCUCCAUACACUUGGGUUACACAUACAGCACAAUGCUACAUACACUUGGGUUACACAUACAGCAAAAUGCUACAUACACUUGGGUUACACAUACAGCACAAUGCUACAUACACUUGGGUUACACAUACAGCACAAUGCUACAUACACUUGGGUUACACAUGCAGCACAAUGCUCCAUACACUUGGGUUACACAUACAGCACAAUGCUACAUACACUUGGGUUACACAUACAGCACAAUGCUACAUACACUUGGGUUACACAUACAGCACAAUGCUACAUACACUUGGGUUACACAUGCAGCACAAUGCUCCAUACACUUGGGUUACACAUACAGCACAAUGCUCCAUACACUUGGGUUACACAUACAGCACAAUGCUCCAUACACUUGGGUUACACAUACAGCAAAAUGCUACAUACACUUGGGUUACACAUGCAGCACAAUGCUCCAUACACUUGGGUUACACAUACAGCACAAUGCUCCAUACACUUGGGUUACACAUACAGCACAAUGCUCCAUACACUUGGGUUACACAUACAGCUCUAAUGUUGAGUGAUUGUAGAGAGAUUUAAUUGUCACAAUUAUAUAGUUUAACUUUUUGCCAAAAUGACCCC